AUGCAGCUCUCGUCCAUUGUCGCGGCUGCGCUUCUGCCACUGCUGGCCGUCGCCCAGACCUCCACGACUACGUCGACCAUGACCAUGACUAAAUACAUCACCAUCCAAAAGGCCGCCUCCACCUCGAGCGCCUUCGCCUCGACCUCGAGCAGCUUCGCCGCCAUGAACUCGACCACGUACAUGCCUACCGGCACUGGUGUCUCAACCAUCUCGAGUCUUGUGCCCACCACCACCGCUGGCGCAGAUGGUUCCCCGACAACUGUUGCGCCGACUGUCAGCCCGAAAAUCGACAACACCAACACCAACGGCGGUGUUUCCGUCGGCGCCGCGCAAGUCGCCUUCGCCGGUGUUGCUGGUAUGUUUGUCGCGGCUCUGAUGUAG
Molecule: messenger RNA, 381 nt
Organism: Anthostomella pinea
Lineage: Eukaryota; Fungi; Ascomycota; Sordariomycetes; Xylariales; Xylariaceae
Source: the annotation of a GenBank genome assembly